UGUGUGUGUGUAUAUAUAUAUGUUCAAAAUCUAACAACCAGUAGGUGAUCCAUCUUGAACCUCUAUAACACCUACAACUCCUAACGAGUUAGUUACAAGACACACGAAACGUUGCUAUGAGGAUCGUCAUCUCUGCUUGGAUAUUUCUUGCGCUAUGUUCAUUUUCGGCGGCUUUUGAUCCUCUUGAUCCAACUGGAAAUAUAACGAUCAGAUGGGAUAUAAUGUCUUGGACCGCGGAUGGUUAUGUGGCAUCGGUAACGAUGAACAAUUUCCAGAUGUAUCGUCACAUCCAAGCGCCAGGGUGGACCCUCGGAUGGACAUGGGCUAAGAAAGAAGUGAUAUGGUCAAUGGUCGGGGCGCAAACCACCGAACAAGGAGACUGUUCAAAGUUUAAAGCCAAUGUGCCACACUGUUGUAAGAAAACCCCUACGGUUGUGGACUUGCUACCCGGUGUUCCGUACAACCAACAGUUCUCCAACUGUUGCAAAGGUGGGGUGGUAGCGGCAUGGGGUCAAGAUCCAUCGGCUGCGGUCUCGGCUUUUCAGGUUAGCGUUGGGAUGGCCGGAACGUCAAACAAGACGGUCAAACUACCGAAGAAUUUCACUCUUCUAGGUCCUGGACCAGGGUAUACAUGUGGACCUGCAAGGGUUGUUCCUCCAACUACUUUUCUUACUCCUGAUCGCCGAAGAAAAACUCAGGCGUUAAUGACGUGGAAUGUGACAUGCACGUAUUCACGGUUUUUGGCUUCAAAACACCCAAGUUGUUGUGUUUCUUUCUCAUCAUUCUACAAUGAAACGAUCACAGCUUGUCCUACGUGUGCGUGUGGUUGUGAAAAUAAGAACAAAUGUGUCAAGAGUGACUCUAAGCUUCUAAGUGUUGUUGGAGUAAAUACGCCGAAAAAAGACAAUUCACCAUUGCUUCAAUGCACUCGCCAUAUGUGUCCUAUUAGGGUUCACUGGCACGUAAAGCAAAACUACAAAGACUACUGGCGAGCAAAGGUCGCAGUAACGAACUUCAACUAUAGGAUGAACUACACACAAUGGACGCUUGUGGUUCAACAUCCUAAUCUCAACAACGUUACUCAAGUUUUUAGCUUUAACUACAAGCCCCUCGUUCCCUACGGGUCUAUAAAUGAUACCGGCAUGUUUUAUGGGAUGAAGUUCUUCAACGAUCUUUUAAUGGAAGCGGGGCCAACGGGAAAUAUACAGUCGGAGGUGCUACUACAAAAAGACCAAAACACGUUCACUUUCAAGCAAGGUUGGGCGUUUCCAAGAAAAGUCUACUUCAACGGUGAAGAAUGCAUGCUUCCUCCACCGGAAUCAUACCCAUUCCUGCCAAACUCUGCCCGUAAAACCCUUGCUGGCCCGUUAACAUUACUGGUUUCGUUGGUUAUGUUCUUAUUCUUUUAAUCACCAUUAUUCUCACACUUUGUUAGUGGUACGCGUUUUGAUACUAAAAGAACGAAACUCGUGACAUAACGUUGAAAGUUGAAACGAGGUACACAAGGGAUUGUAUGUAUUUCAUGAGACUGUUUUACUACACAAAUUUUGUAUAUUGUUACCAAAAGAUGUCGAAAAUUUGAGUAUUAUAUUA
Molecule: messenger RNA, 1593 nt
Organism: Helianthus annuus (common sunflower)
Lineage: Eukaryota; Viridiplantae; Streptophyta; Magnoliopsida; Asterales; Asteraceae
Product: COBRA-like protein 4
Exons: 6
Coding region: 117-1409 (430 amino acids)
Biological process (GO): cellulose microfibril organization; plant-type cell wall cellulose biosynthetic process
Cellular component (GO): plasma membrane
Source: RefSeq, a predicted model, not a curated record